AUGCCGGAGGACAUUGGAUGGUCCCAAUGGUCGAGGUUCAUUGCAGUGUUUCGCGGCAUCGAUGAUGAAGAUGUAGCAAAGAGGUAUUGGUACGGCCAGCUCCGCCUCACACGACUGAACUGGGUCCUGCGUAUCCUCAGCCCCAGAAGUGGUGCAAAUGGCUGGUUCUACCACGAGCCUCACUGGUCCACAAUACCCUACAUGCGACGCGCCGUAGUGCCAUUGGUUUUCAUGUUCGCGGGUAUAUACCUUAUGCUGUCCUCGAUGCAAGUCAUGCUCGCGGUUCCCAGUGACAGCCUCCUGAGCCUCGGAGGAGCUAGCACGGGGGAACUAGAAAAAAUGCAAGUCAUAUUCUGGGGGUUUUUAUUGGCAACAGUGUUCUUUUCCAGUGUGUCACUGGCUUUGUUGAUUCUUAUUCCCUUAAUCGUCAUCGUCUGUCAGUUGUCUUGGGCGAUUAGGCAUAAGCCAGAGAAACUAAGAAUCGGUGGACCCCCAGGCGUAACAGCGUAA
Messenger RNA from Aspergillus caelatus, 510 nucleotides. RefSeq lists its product as uncharacterized. The transcript has a single exon. The coding region runs from base 1 to 510 and encodes 169 amino acids. Lineage: Eukaryota; Fungi; Ascomycota; Eurotiomycetes; Eurotiales; Aspergillaceae. The record is from RefSeq and is a predicted model, not a curated record.